ACACCCGUGUCUGUACGCCACCCAGUUGCUUCUCUGUGUACUCUCCAACUCAUCACCGGCUCCAUCCUUGUCCUACACUGACCUCGUCCCCAUCCCGCAACCGCAAGCAACCACCGAUCCAGCCCGUUCGGCCUUUCGGCGAAUGGUGACGAACCAGGACGCGGAGGCGGCAUCGGCGGCAGCCCCGGGGCCAGGGGCGACGGUGGACCCGAUGCGCCUAGCGUCGCGGUGGCGGUCCCAGACGGAGUGGGACCGCGCGGUGCCGGAGCUGGAGGCUGAGCCGGAGCCGUCCGAGCUCAACACCGUCAACAGUUCGGGACUCUUCUCCGUCGUCUCUACGGACAAGUUGUCCGUGAAAUACCUCGGCAGCCAUCACCACGGCCACGACGUCGGUGUCGUGCAGGCCGACCGCCCCGCUCCCACGCGCCGGGCCGUGUACUACUUCGAGAUGGCCGUCAGGAACGCGGGAUACAAGGGGCAGACAUCCAUAGGGUUCACGAGCGAGAGCUUCAAGAUGAGGCGACAACCGGGUUGGGAGUCAAACAGUUGUGGAUACCAUGGUGACGACGGCCACCUUUACCGGGGUCUAGGGAAAGGCGAACCGUUUGGGCCAAAAUUCACAUCUGGUGACAUAAUUGGCGCUGGCAUCAACUACUUGUCACAGGAGUUCUUCUUCACGAAAAAUGGAGCUCCGGUUGGAGCCAUUCCAAAAGAAAUUAAAGGCCCACUAUAUCCUACAAUUGCAGUUCAUAGUCAGGGUGAAGAGUUGACUGUAAACUUUGGAAAGGAACCAUUCUGUUUUGACAUUGAGGGUUAUAUUCUUGAAGAGAAAAUGAAGCAGCAAUCGGUGUCUGAUAAAUUGAACUUGGAGACGGACAUCAGUCAUUGGAUUGUCCGCUCAUAUCUCCUACAUUAUGGAUACCAAGAUACAUUAAAUGCUUUUGAUAUGGCAAAUGCAACUGACCCCCCCACCAAUCGCCAAAAUGGUCAUGCAGAACCUCCCGAAACGUAUGGUCUUAGCCACAGAAAACUUUUGCGUCAGCUUAUCAUGAGUGGAGAUAUUGACUCUACAUUCAAAAGACUUGGGGAGUGGUAUCCACAAGUGAUAAAGGAUGAGAAAUCGGUUAUUUGCUUACUACUCCAUUCUCAAAGAUUCAUAGAAUAUAUCAGGGCUGAACAACUGGAAGAUGCUGUGCACUAUGGUCGUGCUAACCUGGCAAGCUUCUUGACACACGAAGCUUUUGAGUGGCUGCUGAAGGAUAGUGUGGCCCUGCUGGCGUACGAGAAGCCUGCAGAAUCAUGCUUGGGAUACCUGAUGGGCUCUCCCCAGCGUGAAUUCGUGGCAGACGCAGUGAACGCGGCUGUCCUGUCGACGAACCCCACCAUGAAGGACCCUGAGAGCUGCCUCUACUCGUGUCUCGAGAGGCUACUAAGGCAGCUCACAGUUUGUAGCCUUGAGCGACGUGCAUUCAACAACGACCAAGGAGAUGCAUUCUUACUCCACAAAGAAAUGCAAAACUAUGAAAGGUCUAGGCGCUCAUAGCCUCAUAGGCAUCAGGAUUGUUGCGCUUCUGAAGUAAACUCGGUUCGGGUGUUAGACCUCCUCAUCUGCCGUUUGAAGGGACGAAGAUUCAAUGACAAGCACGUAUCCUUCCCUUUGCAGGUCUGCAGCGCCCCUCAGCUUUCGCAAGGGUGAGCACCGAAUUGCAUGGACACAGCUCAGGCGCUUCGGGAGGUGUUCUAACCUCUCUGUAAUCAGAAAACUCACAGUGAGAUAAAGCCAACGUUUCAGAUUUCCCCUAUUUUGUUGGUUGGCUAAUAUGCUGUUUGACACUAUGAAUGCUAAAAAGUAAAGACGCUUCGACAUA
This is a messenger RNA of Zea mays, 1868 nucleotides long. Its product is annotated as putative SPRY-domain family protein. The record is from RefSeq and is a predicted model, not a curated record. Lineage: Eukaryota; Viridiplantae; Streptophyta; Magnoliopsida; Poales; Poaceae. The transcript has 11 exons. Bases 143 to 1543 code for a protein of 466 amino acids. Gene Ontology annotation, molecular function: protein binding.